Messenger RNA from Brassica rapa (field mustard), 4800 nucleotides. Its product is annotated as PAMP-induced secreted peptide 2. The record is from RefSeq and is a predicted model, not a curated record. NCBI's taxonomy places the organism in Eukaryota, Viridiplantae, Streptophyta, Magnoliopsida, Brassicales, Brassicaceae. Gene Ontology annotation, biological process: innate immune response; regulation of developmental process.
CCUUGGACGAAGCAAACGAAGCACAUGCUUGCGGCCUUUUGUUUUAUGAACGAAUUUUGGCCGCAAAAUUUUAAAAGUUCUUAAUAGUCUAGUGGUAAUGUUCUGUCCAAGUUGUGUUCAAUGACCCUGGAUCAAAUCUCCUAGAGACCACUUCAAGUUUUUUUUUUAUGUUUUUUUUUCAUUAAAGUGGCCAAUUUUUUUCCUCUUUGCUUCUAGUCCGUAAAUUUCUAGGACCGGCUCUGAUAAUACUGUUUGAUAUUAUAUUUUAAAAGGAAAACUAUUUCUUUAAAACAUCAAACUUAUUUUUUGUAAUUUUUUCUUUUUAUGAGUUAAUAUAUAACGUUUUAUAUUUUAUAAGUAUUUCUUUUUAUAUGUGUAAUUUAGAAAUCAAUAUAUAGAAAGGAUGCCAAAAUUUAAAAUCUAAGUAAACAUUAUCAAAAAUAUCUCUUAUAUUUUUUUAGAUAACAUUUAAAAGGUAAAAUAUUUAUUUUAAAACUCUUUUAAAUUAGAUAUAUAUAUAUAUAUAUACAUAUAUAUAUAUGUAAUUUGGAACAAACUAUAAAAUGGCAGUUAACAUUUAAAAACUAAUUUACAAAAUUUACCAAUAAAUAAAAUCAAAAUAAAUAUUUAGAUAAUGACAUUAGACAUAAUAUUUUAAUUUAUUGACAGUAUUUUUUAUAGUUAGUCAUUUUAAAAGUAAUUUGAGAAAGACAUGCGACAAACGGAUUUUUCAAAUAUUAUUCAAAAAAUAUUUACUUAGAAGCAUAAAAUGAAUCUCCAGAUAUUUAUAUUUAUAAUAUUUUAUUUAUCUAUUCAUAUUUUACCGUUGUUUUUUUAUAGUGUUUGUUUGUAAAAGAAACUUUUAUAUGAGGAAGACCGCCGAAGAAACACGUCAGUGAUAGCCACCAGAAGAAAUAUAUUAGAACUAUAAAACAAAAUAAAAAGGUUAAAAAAACAUACGAAGAUAAGAGAAAAGUAUAAUAGAGAUAACAAAUACAUGUAUGUAACUACUAGUUAACUAAUUUUCAAAAAAAAUCACUAUUACAUACCUAGACCAACAAGGUUGGUAGGUUGCAAAAACAAACUUCUCUAAUGCAAACAAAAACGUGUAGCAUUGGAAUGAUCGAUAAACUAGGACUUAGAUCUAGUUCAAAAAAAAAAAAAUAGGACAUAGAUGGCAUUCAUUUACUAAGUAUUCAAAUGGUGACCAACCACACUGUACCGCGAUUAAUAUUAACAAAAAUUUCUCUAUAUAUAUAUUUAUAUGUUUUUGUUACUAUUAAAACAAUACUAUAGUUAUUCCGCAAUUGUUUUACAUAUUACCAUUUUCAUUACCAUCUGGAAAGACAUAUUCAUACCAACACAUUUGGCAACAGAUGUGGGAUGCCUUAUAAUCCUAGUCAUCGUGGAUGUCAUAUCCUACUCACACCAACCCUUAAGUCACCGUGGAUGUCAUAUUAUCAUGCUAAAUGUCUAAAGUGUGAUAUGAUUAAGUAUGUCAUUGAUGUUAUAUUAGAUAUGUUUAAACCAUAUGAUUCAGUCUACAUAAUUUAAUGAUUUAUAUAUCUAAACAAACAGAAUGUGAUAUUUUCUCUUAUUUACAACGUUAUAAUAGAAAUUCAAAAAUGAAAUGUUAGUAUCAUAGAUAAGAACUUUUUUCUUAUGAAAGAUCUGUUGCAGAAUUGAGACAAAGUAACGAGAAAUUAUUGUGACCAAGACGCAUUAGUCCAAGUGGUGAAAAGGUUCCGGUUGGAAAAAUCGUUUCCUGGUUUUAAUUCACACUUAGGAGAACUAUUUACCAUGUUUAAAUUUCCGGCAAAAAAAUAAAACAACCGUUUAUUUUACCCAAAAAAAAAACGAGAGAUGCGUGGAAGAUUAGCUUAAGAGAUGUUUGCAGAGUAAGAACGAAAUUAUGCAAAGCCUACAGUAGGUUCAAAUAUUUGUAUACACGCGUAAUUAGAUAAUAGUAAUAUAGAAAACAAAAACAAAAUAACGUUGCUGCUAUAAGAAAUUGGAUGCAUCCGCAUAUUGUUUUUAAAGAAUACCUCUUUCCAUAUUAAAAUUUAAUUAUAACCUAUUUUGAGUUUAUAUUUAAUAAUACAAACAAAAUUCUAGGUAAAAAUAACAUAAAAUAAUAUGCACUAGAAUUUGAACUCCAAAUAUUUUAUAGUUUGCAUCGAAAAGUCUGCUCCAAACAAUCAGAGGAAAAAAUCAAUGAUUUCUUCAUCCAGGAAAAGAAAAUCAUCUUCAUUCCUCCUUGAUGGCUUUUCUAUUGAUCCACAUGUUUUAAAAUAAGGCGACCAAGAAUAAGAGGCAACCUCGGUAUUUUACCAGGAAGUAGCGUUGUGUUGAAUUAUAAACUUAUGGAGUCAAAGCUAAUAAAAUUCAGACUUUUUCUUUUCCUUCAAGGCUCUCCACACUGCUAUAUAAUCCAACUCCAAGUCCACAAACUCCUCACAAGUCACUACCAAAUUUUCAUCAUCUCGAUAUUGACUAGUGAUAAAUUCAGACGUUUUCUUUUAAUUUCUCUAAAACCGCUAAAAGAAAAUGAUGGUAAACAAGGUUAUUUCGGGUUCGAUUCUGUUUUUCAUAUUGGUGGGUUCAGUUCUUGUAGUGGAGGCUCGUCCGCUGGGUUUAACGAAGGCCGAAGAGAAGCUAGCAGCUAAAUUCUUUGAUGGUUUGUCACUUGGUGCGAUCAAGGACUCGGGUCCUGGCUCUGGUGGUGAGGGUCAUAAAUUCGUGGAUCGGAGUGAGCCGGUUGUAUAUGGUAAGUACUCUGGUCCCAGUCCGAGCGGACCGGGUCACUAAGUAAGGAACCAGUGGUUCCGAGUUCUGACGAAUUGGUUAAGGUGGCCACUUCGGUGUAGCUAGCUUCAAAAAUUGAUUAUUUCUUUAGUUUCUUUUUUUUGUUAUACCUUUCAGAUUAUUUAAUAAGGAUAUUUCUCCACCUUCACCAUACAAAUACAAUGGUGGAGAACAAAUUGGAGGAAACCAAGAAUUGGUAGAAUGUCAUUCUUUUCUCUGUAGUAUUGUUUUGUUUGUUUAAUGGUUGUAGUUUAUUUGAAAACAAUAAACAAUGUAAUAAAAUUCAUUGAUUAUUUUGUUUAAUAUAUAACUUCAUUUUUCACUUUUUGGAUAUUUUAAUUGUAUUACAAAUUAUAACAACAGUUAAUAACACACAAUUUCUGAAUUAACAAUCGUACUCUUUUCACAAAGAUUCACAAUAUGCAGAAUUUACAUGCAUCAUUCUAUGAUAGGAUAUGUAUCCUUAGACCUUAAUAUACGGAAUUAUGAUAAAUGUUUCUAGUUUAGAAAUUUCAUGUAUAGUUGUUUUUAUAAGUAUAAACUUGCAUCUGGGAAUCAAACUCCAAAUUUUAUGGUAUAACACUAAUUAACUGUUUGUUUGAUAAAAAAAAACACUAAUUAACUAUUAUGUUAAACCAUUAUAUUAAAAGACUUCCCACAACUGAUAUAUAAAAUUCAUUUAAAGUUAUAAGUUUAAUCUGUAAAAGACUAAUGCGCACAUAAAUAUAUAAACCUUGGAAACAAAAGUAUAUCAAUGGGCAGAUUCAUGUUAAAGCAAUGUCCAAAAUACAGUCAACAACAGUAAUAUGCAAUCCCGCAGGUAGAUUGAUAGAAGUGGCUGGUGAGAUUGGCACUCAAAAACUUGGUAUUGAAAGGUCUGCUUUGAUUUGUGAUGUAUGGGAUGGAGAUCGCUGGGCGUUUCGUCGAUGUCGUGACAUUAGGAUGCUAGACAUUAUCCACAUGAUCGAGAAUCAUCGCUUGGCAGAGGACCGUACAGCAGAUGAUAUUGUCUUAUGGAGGCAUAAUGAAACUGAGUUCCGUAACUUCUUCUCAACCUCAGCGACUUGGCAUCAGCUUCGUACGCACAUGCCAGCAACAUCUUGGAGCAAAGGGGUUUGGUUUUCUCUUGGAUUGCCUGCUUUCAUAACUUGGUUGGCAAUAAGGAAUAGAUUAUCUACUGGACACUCUUGAUCACUUACAGACUGGUAGGUUUGAACAGCUUCGCUUCAUCUUGUUGCCUUUGGUGUUUCAAGUCAGAGUUUAUAUGAUCUGGAGGGAGAGAAAUGAUAGAAAGCACUCUAAGAAACCCAGACAAGUUCAUCAGCUGGUAAAGGUCAUCGACAAGACAGUGCGGAAUAGGCUUUUGUCUAUUAGAUAUUGGGAGAAACCUCGUUUAAGGGGACUAAUGCAGUGUUGGUACCAAUCACACAGCUAGAUAGAUAGCUUAUUCUUUAUUCAAUUCAUGUACAUAAACUCUUUUUCAUAUGAUAUGAUGAUCAAUAAAUUUAACAUUUAAAAAAACAGUAAUAUGCAAUCUCAAUCGUGUUAACUUGGUUGAUCUCUGUUUCUCAAGUUCUAAUUCGAAUGGUUUGGUUUAUUUACGCCUUAAACCGAGAACUGCUACAAAGAGGUUGGCGAGAGUGUUUUUUCUUAGCAAAAAAAGGUGAACGAAUCUCUCUUGUUACCUUUAGUUUCCAUCAUGAUUUUUUUUUUUUUUAAAUGUUGCACUUGCUGAACCAUCUAGCUUUUGAUGAAUAUAAUUUUACAUUCAUUCAAAACAAAAAGGUUAUGAUUCCAUCAAUUUUCGAAAGCCCAUGACAAUUAUCGAAGCUUCCAAUGCUUCUGCAAGUUUCCAACAUUUUCAUCCAACAAUUUCAGAAAGCUUCCAGAACUUCUGGAGGAUUAAACGGUUUCAAGAAAAUGAAAGAAGUCGAUGAGAAAUCCACUGAAUAUAAUCAUGAUCUUUGGAUAAAAUGAGAAAAACUGAGUACAAUA